AUGAUCAAGGCGCAGGGCGAUUCUUCUCGGAUGCACACGCUCUACAUGAGCUAUCUCCAGUGCCGUGGCACUUGGACCGAGUGCACCCUGUCCGUCUCGGUGCGAAAGUCCCAUGAGAUCAAACAGGAGCAGAUAUGGGAAUGGUUCACGAGGACACAGCUCAUCGAGCACUUGAAAUCCGAAGAACUUGCUGACGAUCUUAUUGCCCGGCAUAAAGAUGCGGAGAGCAAGCUGCCAGCCCAUCUCAAGGGGAGGAACCCGGAUUUCCCUGACAGGGAGGAUCUCUGGCUCUACAAAGCCUUUGCUCGGGUGAAGGACAAGAAGAUCAAAGCCCAGACGGCAGAGGCCGAGGGCAAGGCCCAGGCUGAUGCUGUCGAGGAGGACAUCAUGGACUUAAUGGAGAAGGAGCUGGAAGACAUCGAGAUGGGUGGCUCGAUGGGGCCCAAGAUCAAGAAGACCGUUAAGCUCAAGACUGGCAAAGCUCUGUGGAAUCAGGCAUUGGCAGGAGCCAAACGACUCUUGAAGGAGUGUGAGGGCUGGGCGAAGAUGCUGUCUGAUGCCGGGGUGAAGUCGGGCUUGCGAAAGGCCUUGCUGGAGGACGGGCAGCCAGCCGUCGACGCCUUGCAAAUCGCAGUCGAUUCAGGGGAGGCUGAGCUCAAGGAUGUCGGAGAAGCAGAUGCUGAGCUUUUCGAAGCGCGGGCCAAGGAUUUGUUGCUCGUGGUGGAGUCCUGCAAGAAGGAGGAGUCUGGCAGCGAGAACGUGUCAGCUGCAACCCGGGCUCUCGCAGAGAUGGGCGGCAGCUCUCUGAAGAACUCCAGCCGGGACCUCUACAGGUUCGUGCGGCUUCCCGCACUCACCUAUGUCGAUUGCAUCACCAAGAAAGAGCCUACAAGUGAUGAAACAAUGACACGCAAGCUCUGCAUGUACGACCCACAUGAGCUCUUAGACUAUUUGUGGGCCACCAAAAAAAUCUAUGUGCCCGAUGAUGCCAUACGGAAGUAUUGGGAGCACUUUCGCAAGCUGGGUGUCCCUUGGAGCUUGCAACACCCAGCCAAAGGGGAUGAGUUGCCGAUAUCUGUGACGCUUCGACCCGUUCUUUUGCGGGCGGUCUGGUCCUUGAACCUGGCGCUGCAAGGGCGCCGGCCAGGCAACUCACGACCCCUGUCGAUGAAGUUCGCCACAUGCGAGAUGAAAGGAGACUGGAAAUGGUUUGUCGAAACCUUCGAAGUUCGUCAGUGGUACAACUGCAACAGAAUCUGCCACAGAUGCAACGCAGCAAACACAGCAAGCAAGGGCCCGCUUUUUACCGACUUCGGGACUGCCUUCCGACAGAUCGACACAAUGGCUUUUAUCAAUGAAGUGCUGCCAGAGCAGCCAUCUCCAUUGGUUCUGUUGCAUGGCUUUCACGUGCGAUGGUUGCGGUGGUGCCUCAUGCACAACCUGAAUUUGGGAAUAUUUCAAGUAGAGACUGCAGAAGCAUUGCUUCUUUUGGCAGAGACAGCAUGCCUCCACGACCCGAGCCUGACGAUGCAAGGUGCUUUGAAGCAAAGCUAUAAGGCUUUCAAAACUUGGUGCCGUGCCGAGAAGGCUGCCCUUUCAGCUGGCGAAUUUCUGCAACAGUUGGAGCAGCUGCCGAACGAGCCACUUGAGACGUGGAAAGCACGUGCUCGCUCGGGGUGCCGCCUGGCUGACUGGCAAAAUCGGCUCGAGAACUACGGAAGGUACCUCACCAAGGAACAAGCCCAAGAUCUGCAUCACAGAGGCUACAUGUUCUUGCAUGCCCACAAGCAAGCUGCCGAAGAUGCUGCAGAAUGUGGCCGACUACGCUUCACGAUCCUUCCGAAGUAUCAUGUUGCUAGUCUCAAACAUAUACCUUGUUUCGCAACAUGUUUUCCCAUGUUUGCAGCAUCCAGGCAUUCGAAGAGUGUUUGA
Molecule: messenger RNA, 1932 nt
Organism: Symbiodinium sp. CCMP2456
Lineage: Eukaryota; Dinophyceae; Suessiales; Symbiodiniaceae
Source: the annotation of a GenBank genome assembly